GAGGAGACGACCUUGAGUGCGGGAAGUGGCGGUUCGGAGGAAGGUGAGGGCCCGGCUUGAGGGGUGUUUAUCGGGAGCUGCCGUGUGUCAGCUCUCCUGCUUUCCCCCUGGCGGGUGGUUGCCGCAAUUUAUAGAGCAAAAUGGGUGAUGUAGAGAAAGGCAAGAAAGUCUUUAUCCAGAAGUGUGCGCAGUGUCACACAGUUGAGUGUGGAGGCAAGCAUAAGACUGGGCCAAACCUGUGUGGCUUAUUUGGACGCAAAACUGGACAAGCUGAAGGAUUUUCUUACACUGAUGCAAAUAAAAACAAAGGUAUUAUCUGGAAUGAGGAGACACUGAUGGUCUACUUGGAAAAUCCAAAGAAAUAUAUUCCAGGAACAAAAAUGAUCUUCGCAGGUCUCAAGAAGAAGAGUGAGCGUGAAGACUUGAUAGCUUAUCUGAAAUCUGCAACAGCCAAAUAACAACUAUCAGAACCUGAUGCCUUAUUUAUUGAUCAACUUAGAUUUGACUCCUGAUUGAGCAACCUCUGGUAUCAUUAAUGUUGCAUUGAAUUUUUAACAACCUAAAGGUUUUAACCAUGUAUCCAAAUUUUGGCAUUCUCUACCAUCCUGUAACACUGCACUGUUCAAUUUUUCAAUUUUGAAAUCAUUGAUCCAUUCAACUAGUGAGAAUAAAAGGGACUGUCAAACCA
Molecule: messenger RNA, 688 nt
Organism: Stegostoma tigrinum
Lineage: Eukaryota; Metazoa; Chordata; Chondrichthyes; Orectolobiformes; Stegostomatidae
Product: cytochrome c, testis-specific
Exons: 3
Coding region: 141-458 (105 amino acids)
Biological process (GO): mitochondrial electron transport, ubiquinol to cytochrome c; mitochondrial electron transport, cytochrome c to oxygen
Cellular component (GO): mitochondrial intermembrane space
Molecular function (GO): electron transfer activity; heme binding
Source: RefSeq, a predicted model, not a curated record